CAGGAGGCUUUUCUUGGGAGGUGGAGAGGCUUGCCCAGAGGAGGAGAGAGCCUUGUCUACCUGCCGGACACCGGGUACUCCACCGCAAACACCCCCAAAGAGCUUCCAGGGGCAGAGAUGGCUCGCGGACCACACGGCCGGCUGGCCUGGUACUUGGAGGAGUUGAGUGACGCAGAGCUGCAGGAGUUCUGCCAUCAGCUGCCCCAGGAGGCCUUAGGGGAAGGCUUUUCUGAGGCCUCCUCUGCUCAGCCGGGGAAGAUCGGGAGCAGAGAGGUGGCUGCGCACCUGGCGACUCAAUGUGGGGAGCAGCGGGCCUGGGACCUGGCCCUCCGCACCUGGCAGAAGAUGGGUCUGAGCAGUCUGUACUUCCGAGCCCAGGCAGACAUGGCUUUGAUGUCAGACCCUUCUGCUGUCUUUGGCUUUGCAAGUUCCCCCAGGCUGGGGUCCCCCAACGGGCCCACCUCCACCGAGGUGCUGAGGUUCUGGGACCCUGAUCUUGUGACACCCCUCCCGGUAAAGAGAAGAGAGAGCGUGACCCUGGCUGAUUCAUAUGAACACAGAGGUGACAGACAGCAGGUGGGCCCACACCCAGAAAACCCUCCCUCGAUGCUCUUCAUGUGGUCCCCAGCCCACAACUCUCCAAGACAAGCGUCGCCUACUGCCCCCACAUCCACAGCAGUGCUGGGAGCCUGUGGGUCCCCACCUCAGUUCAGCACAGAAGCGGGACAACAGAGGGUUGCUGAGACUGAGCGGCCAUGGGGUGAAUUUUCUGGAAGCUGCUGCACAGGAAACCGAGAAAGCGAUCAGAGCCACAGGGCAGAGAGGCCUCGAGGCCAGAAUACUCAGUCCUGGAAAGAUGAAGAUUCACACCAAAAAUUCACGCAGCUGCUGCUCCUACACACCCCUCACCCCAGAGGCCGUGAGUCCUGGGGGAAGGCAAGCUGGCAUGAUGGGGUGCUGCAAGAACAGGGGCGGUUGAUUGAAGUCCAAGACUUAUUUGGCCCAGACCUGGAUACCCAGGACGCACCUCACACGGUCAUCCUACAGGGGGCUGCUGGAACUGGGAAGUCGACCCUGGCCAGGCAGGUCAGGAGAGCCUGGGAGCAAGGCCAGCUCUUUAAGGAUCGCUUCCGGUAUGUCUUUUACCUCAACUGCAGAGAGCUGGCCCAAUCCAGGACGGUGAGUCUCCCUGAGCUCCUCACCCAGGACUGGGCUGCCCCUCCGGCUCCCGCUGGACAGAUCCUGUCUCGGCCCGAGCAGCUGCUCUUUAUCCUGGAUGGGUUGGAUGAGCCCAAGUGGGUCUUUGGGGAGCAGACAUCUGAGCUGUGUCUGCACUGGAGCCAGCAGCAGCCUGUGCCCACGCUGUUGGGCAGUUUGCUGUCGAAAGCCAUCCUGCCUGGGGUGUCCUUGCUGAUCACCGCUCGGACCAAAGCACUAGGGGAACUCAUUCCUUCUUCAGAGCACCCACGUUGGGUGGAGGUGCUGGGAUUCUCCCGGGCUGGCAGGAAAGACUAUUUCUACAACUAUUUCCCAGACGAAAGCCAAGCAGCUCAGGCCUUCAGCCUGGUGGAAUCCAACAGUGCCCUCUUGGCCAUGUGUCAGGUGCCCUGGGUCUCCUGGCUUUUGUGCUCCUGCCUGCAGCUGCAGAUGGAGCAGGGGAAAGAACUUUCGUUGACCUGCCAGACGACCACAACGCUCUCCCUGCACUACCUGUCCCUGGCUCUCCCGGCUCAGGCCCUGGGGACCCAGCUGAGAGCCUUGUGCUCUCUGGCUGCUGAGGGCACCUGGCAAGGAAAGACCCUGUUUCGUUCAGGGGACCUCCGGAGACACGGGUUGGACGGGUCUUCCAUCCCCGUCUUCUUAAAGACCCGUCUUCUUCGACGACACCGCACCUUUCUGAGCUACAGCUUCAGUCACCUGUGUUUCCAAGAGUUCUUGGCCGCAAUUGCAUGCGCCCUUGAGGAGAAGGAGGAGGGAAGCCAGGGCACCGAGAGUGCCCGAGGUGUGAAGACGUUACCAGACGUGUAUGGGAGGCAUGCUCUGUUUGGGGCGCCGACCACCCGUUUCCUCUUCGGCCUGUUCAGUGAGCGUGGGGCCAGAGAGGUAGAGGACAUGGUCCACAGCCAACUGGCUCAGGGGGCCAAGGGGGAGUUGCUGCGGUGGGUGGAAGUGCAAGUCCAGCACCAGGAUGCCCCGGUUCCGACGUGCUCCCUGGAGGUGCUCGGCUGCUUGUAUGAGAUCCAGGACGAGGCGUUUCUGACGCGAGCCCUGGCCCAUGUCCAAGGAGCCGGGCUGUGUGCGCACACGGACCCAGAGCUGCUGGUGUUCGCGUUCUGCCUCGGCUUCUGCUGCAACGUGAGGAGCCUUCGAGUGAGCGAGGACAGUCAGCAUGGACAGGCGCUGCGGUGGCUGCCGGUCACGGAGGCCUGCUGGCAGGAUCUCUUCUGCAUGCUGGGGGUCACCAGGAGUCUGCAGGAGCUGGACCUAAGUGGAACCCCCCUGAGCCCCUCAGCAGUGCAGAGCCUUUGUGAGGCCCUGCGACAGCCUCGCUGCCACCUGGAGACCCUGCGGCUGGUCAGCUGUGGUCUCACGUCCAGCUGCUGCCAGGACCUGGCCUCUGUGCUCAGUGCCAGCCCCAGCCUGAUGGAGCUGGACCUGCAGCAGAAUGACCUGGGAAGACUGGGGGUGAACCUGCUGUGCGAGGGACUGCGGCACUCAAGCUGCCAACUCAAGCUCCUAUGGCUGGACCAGGCCCAUUUCAACGAUGAGGUGGGUGAGAGGCUGAAGGCCCUGGAGGAGGAGAAGCCUGAACUGCUUGUCACCUGGAAGCAAAGUGUGACGGCCCCUAAUGAAGACCCAGAUGGGGGAGAGAUGAGCAACACCACACCCUCGCUCAAGCGGCAGAGAUCAGAACCAGAAGCAAGCUCCUCACGAGCAGCUGAAGGGAAGCCCUUCUGUCAGCCUUCUCCCGCCCCCUGGAGGGAGCUACACACGGAGCUUCUGGGGACGGAUGAUGACUUCUGGGGACCCACAGGGCCAGUGGCUACCGAGGUAAUUGACAAAGAGAAGAGCCUAUACCGGGUUCACCUCCCCACAGCCGGCUCCUACCACUGGCCCAGCACCGGUCUCCACUUGGUCGUGAAAGAGGCAGUGACGGUGGGGAUUGGGUUUUGUUCCUGGGGCCAGUACCUAGAUGGGAUUGCCUCACGGCACAACUGGAAGGUGGCAGGACCUCUGUUGGACAUCAAGGCUGAGCCAGGAGCGGUGGCAGCUGUGUACCUCCCCCACUUUGUGGCCUUCCAAAGUAAACAAGCAGGCUCUGGUCUGAUCUUCUUUGAAGCCUCUGUCCCCCAGCCUCACGAUGCUUUUCAUCUGAAGUCCUUUGCCAUAGACGAUGAAGAAAAGAAGUUCCAGUUUGUGCAACUACACAAGCCACCGCCACUGACCCCGCUCUACAUAGGCUCCCGCUACACUGUGUGCAGCUCAAAGAAUCUGGAAAUUAAUCCUGAGAAGGCUAGCCUGGAUAUUAAUGGGAGAGAAUGUGAGGGUGCCUUUCUGAUAUCAAACAGCCUUGAAUGGGCCUUACCUCCAAUCCCAGACAUCACAGACCCCCUGCAUUUUGUGGAUCGGUAUCGGGAGCAGCUGAUAGCCCGGGUGACAUCAGUGGACCCUGUCCUAGACAAGCUGCACGGACAUAUGCUGAGCGAGGAGCAGUACGAGAGUGUGCGCGCUGAGGCCACCAAGCAAGACCAGAUGCGGAAGCUGUUCAGCUUCAGCCGAUCUUGGAACUCGGCCUGCAAAGAUCGACUCUACCAAGCCCUGAAGAAGAUCCAUCCUUACCUGAUAGUGGAUCUGUGGGAGGAGUGGGGCACCAGAGUGCAUCAAGGGGCUCCUGACAACCUUGGCGUCUGA
Molecule: messenger RNA, 3912 nt
Organism: Echinops telfairi (small Madagascar hedgehog)
Lineage: Eukaryota; Metazoa; Chordata; Mammalia; Afrosoricida; Tenrecidae
Gene: NLRP1
Product: NLR family pyrin domain containing 1
Exons: 14
Coding region: 118-3912 (1264 amino acids)
Biological process (GO): inflammatory response; regulation of apoptotic process; innate immune response
Cellular component (GO): cytoplasm
Source: RefSeq, a predicted model, not a curated record